AUGGCCUCCUCUUCGAAAAAGAUCACGGUGACGAUCGCCGACGGGUCCGGCAAGGCCUGCCGCAUGCAGAUCAAGGCCGACGCCACCGUCGAGGACCUGGCGGCGCGCUACGGGCGCUUCCGCGCGCGCGCGAGCGAGGCCGACGACGACGCCGAUCCGCCGCGCUUCCGGCUCCACCGCGACGACGGCGAGGCGCUCAAGCCGACGCUGGCGGCGUCGGCCCUCGAGGGCGAGCUCCUUAUGGCCGUCGCCGUCGCCGCGUACGGCGCGCCGGUGCCCGAGCCCGACGACGAGGAGUACGACGACGUCGACCCGCUGGCCGACGACGACGAGGACGCCAUCCUCUGCGAGGAGACGCCCCUGUCGCAGGUCGCGGGCCUGCUCGUCCACAGGGAGGGCGAGCCCGUGCCCGGGUCCACGUGGCACGUCAUCCCGACGCUGCGGUCGCCGCCGCCGGCCGUGACCAACGACGAGUUCUGCUACGCGGAGCUCGUCGACGAGUGCGUGAAGAUGAUCGAGGUCGUGGACCUCGCGAAGUUCUGGGACGACCGCGAGGGCCUCGGCGGCGACAAGGACGGGCCGACCUUCCGGGAGGCGACGAAACAGGUCAGCGUGGCCCGGGCCGUCGCGCUCUGCGUCGACGGCUUCGACGACACGACGCACACGCCGCGCGAGGCCGGGCUCCAGGCGCGCGGCGUGCCCUGGCCCGAGAAGCGCGACGACGCGGGCCACUGGGCCAUGCUCGGCUACGGCCACGCCGCCGCGGCCAUCACCGCGUCCCUGCUCGCCGUGGCCCGCCCCAAGGUCGAGUGGAAGGUCGUCGCGGGCCCCCACUACGCCUGCGUCGUCGGCGAGAAGCCGGGCGUCUACGUCGAGCGGCCGCCGCCGGGCCCCGACGACGAGCUCGUCCUCGACGACGGCACGGAGGCGUGGCUCGUCGACGCCGCGGCGCCGCUCCUCGAGUACCACGCCAAGGGGGCCUUCCGCGACGUCGUGAAGAAGAGCGGCUUCAUGAUCCUGGGGGGCGUGAGGGACGGCGACCACGUCGCCGUGCUCGAGCAGCGGUCCAUCUUCAAGCGGCGGCCCGUGCCCGCCUGGGCGCCCGUCGCGUCGCCGGAGGACAUGCGACAGCUCUGGGCGACCAAGAACAUCGACGACGGCGACAAGCUCGGCGGCAAGAGCCGCCUCGACGCGCUGCCGACGCGGCCGUCGGACGCGCUCGGCGACUCGCUCCGCCUCUUCCCCGGCGAGCGCGCGGCGCGCGAGACGGCCGACAACAAGGCCGACGCCCCGGCCCCGCCCCCGAAGGUCGCCGGCGCCCGGCCCGGCGACUGGCUCGCGCUCAAGACCGAGGGCACGGCCGCGUUCCGGAAGGCGGGAAAAGACCGCGGCGCCGUCGAGGACGCGUACGUCGCCUACUCGGCGGCGCUCGACGCGCUGCGGCGCUGCGACGGCGACGUCGCCGCCGACCCCGGCGACGCCUGCGCCGCGGGCGCCGCGGGCGCCGACGCGGCGCGGUUCGCGGCGGCGACGUGCCUCGGCAACCGGAGCGCGGCGGCGCUCGCGCUCUGCGACUUCGCGCAGGCCGCGGCGGACGCCGAGGGCGCGCUGGCCUGGCUCGGCGCGCUGAGCGACGGCGCGCGCCGGGACCGCCAGGCCCUGCUGACGGAGAAGCGCGCGCGGCUCGCCGCGCGGCGCCAGCGCGCGACGGCGUCGCUCGCGCGCAGGGCGCCGCGCGACUGGCCCUUCGCGAGCGUCGUCAUGCCGACGACGCCGGACCGGCUCCACUUCGCCGAGCGGGGCGCGGCGCGCGCGCUGCGCUGCUUCCUCGCGCUGGACUACCCGGGCCAGCUCGAGCUCGUCGUGCUCGACGACGAGUCCGAGGACGAGAGGAGCCUCGAGUUCUGGAAGGUCGCGAGCGGCCGCGACCGGCGCGUGCGCUACGCGUGCUGCCCCGCGCGGAGCUCGCUCGGGCACAAGCGGAACGUCGGCGCGCGCGAGGCGCUGGGGUCCGUGCUCCUCCACUUCGACGACGACGACGUCUACGGCCCGGGCUACGCGCGGACGCUCGUCGCGCCCGUCGCCUUCGGGGGCUACCAGGUCGCCAAGCUGUCCGCGUGGCUCGUCUGGGACGCGCACAGCGGCUCCGCGGGCUACGUGGAUUUGGACGAGCGGGCGUUGACGGACGCGCGGGCGUGCCCCGCCAUGCUCGCGCCGCUGCUCCGCAAGGGCCGCGACUCCUACGGCUUCAACUUCUGCUACGCGGCGAGCCUCGCGCGGAAGCUGCCGUUCCCGGAGAUCGGCUUCGGCGAGGACGCGGCCUUUAUCGCGAACGCGCUGCGGGCGAAGCACCGCGUCGCCUACGUGCGCGACGGCGCCGCAUCCGUGCUCCACGUGCAGCACGGCGAGAACGCGUCGCGGUCCAUCGCGCUGUCCUCGUGCGGCGAGCCGUUCCUCCGGGCGUCGCCGCUCUGGCCGUCGCUCGGCGCGGCGGACCUCGCGGCGACGGGCGGCGCGGCGCGCGCCGACGGCAAGGCGGGGCACGAGAACCGGGGGCUCUUCGUCUUCGACACGGAGCGCCUCGCCGCGCGCGGCGACGACGACGGCGCGAUGGUGUCGCUCCUGAGCUGGGUCCAGUCCGACGCGGGCUUCGCGCCGAACCGCAAGGAGAAGCUCGGGCUGGCGUAA
Aureococcus anophagefferens is the source of this 2688-nucleotide messenger RNA. RefSeq lists its product as hypothetical. The transcript is spliced from 3 exons. The coding region runs from base 1 to 2688 and encodes 895 amino acids. NCBI's taxonomy places the organism in Eukaryota, Pelagophyceae, Pelagomonadales, Pelagomonadaceae. The record is from RefSeq and is a predicted model, not a curated record.